ACUUAUUAAAUAGAUAGAUUUAGUUGUGUCAGUGUAGUGUACUGUAUUAUUAUUUUAACAUGAACAGCGAGACCAUUUCGCUCAACAUCGUCAAUGUGGACGAGGAGGUGGCUUCGGUCAUGAACAAAUUCAAGCGACUCAGAAAGAUCGAUUCAUCAGCCACUAUUGUGUUGUCGAUAAACAACGAAACUAACGACGUGCAUUUGGACCAAAUCGACGGCGAGAGUAUCAUCAUGGACAGAUCACUGGAGGAUAUAGCGGAGGAGUUGGUGGCUGAGUACCUGCCGAAACAGAUGCUGAGGAUCCCGCACGUGAAGACAAAAGACAACAGGUCCUCAUUCCCUCUCUGCAACAUAUGGUACUGUCCGCAGAACAUGGCCAACGCUGAGCUGAACAUGAAGUACACUAGUCUCAGACACAAGAUCAUCGAGAUGCUCAACCCACAGAAGCUAUAUCAAGUGUCAAACCACGAGGAGUUGACGGAUGAAUGGCUAGCAGAAGAAAUGGACAUGUAACUCUGGACAUCUGCUGACUCGUCUCAAUCUCAUCUAAUGUAUCGAACGGGUCACGGCAGAACAGAUCAAUCAAAUUGUCGCUUCCAUGUCUUAAAGAAUCAAACUGCAUUCGUUCUGAAAUCAGCAUCUUCGAUUCUAUCUGAAUUAAACUUUACUUUCGAAUUUCGUCUUGUGAUAUUGGCAUUAGAUUUCAUAUAAAUUUUAUGAUAGUUAUUGUCAUCGCUAUAUUGUAAAGUGUUAACAUAAAUUUUCUAUUUU
Molecule: messenger RNA, 773 nt
Organism: Symsagittifera roscoffensis
Lineage: Eukaryota; Metazoa; Xenacoelomorpha; Acoela; Convolutidae
Exons: 6
Coding region: 60-515 (151 amino acids)
Biological process (GO): negative regulation of Arp2/3 complex-mediated actin nucleation; actin filament debranching
Cellular component (GO): actin cortical patch
Molecular function (GO): actin binding; Arp2/3 complex binding
Source: RefSeq, a predicted model, not a curated record